UUCGAAAUCAGAGUUACAGGCUGUACGUAUAAGCGGUAAAAAGUGUCAAAACUCUUCCUGCAAACUCAGUAAGACGAAAGGGUGAAUUAAUAUCAUCUGGCAGCUCGGUUUUCUGCUCUCAAUCUUGAUAAAAACCUUACUAGUUCUGGACAAUCAGAAAGGCCUUCGUGCCAAAGAUAUGUUUGUAUUGGAGACAUGAAGAUAUCACAUGCGAAGUUCUUGGUAACAUUUUUAUUUUACAUCGACACUACGUUGCCAGAAACUAUCAAAAUUAUCAGGACUCUAGAUCGGCCAAAUGGGAAACGAAAAUGGUGGAAAAAUGGCGUAGACUCGUUUGACAUACCUCAGUCGGUAUGUUACGGAGAAAACAGUGAAUAUGGGAAUUAUUGCAAUACGUCGUGUUCCAUAGAUGAAAAAGGAAAUCACGGUCGUUACUUGUGCUCCUGCUCCCAGAAAAAUUCAACAUUAACAUAUUUUGAAAACAGAUGGAGAUGCCUGGAAAAUAAAGAGGUGCGAAAAGAACUCGGCUGUGAGGUAAAUGCGACCUUAUUUGCUGGUGAAAUGACGAAACACAAUUUACGCACGCUCAGCCCUGUGGCUAAUAUUCCGAGGAAAACAAAGCUGAGAAAUCCUGAGGGCUUUUGUACUAUAAAUAUCAGUUCUUCCUGGUUCAUCGGAUGUCAUGGUAAAAAGGUUCUUGGACUUCACUCCAAUAGAACAAAGGAAAUGUUUCUUCUUCAGCGGACUCCUGAAAACAAAUCGACUAAUAGGCCUUACUUCAUUAAGGUUGAUAACACAGUUGAUCACAUUUUCCGAGGAAGGGUCAUCAACCUGGGCAUCACGUGCAAUCCGCCGAUCCCUAUCGCGGAAGGCUGUCUCAUAUUCAAACUAGAGGGAAGCUUUACAUGUCCUGUAGAUAGAUCAACUAAGCCCAUCUUUUUGUCAACGAUAUAUCCUACUACUUCAUCUGUAGCAGUAACCAUUCUGUCUACGACGUAUUUAGAGAAAGCUGGCGUAUCGGUAACUAUUGAUCCAACUCAGACAUAUUUAGAGAAAGCUACUCCAUCAGCAACACUUGAACCUACUCUGGCCACCCGACCCGUUUCAGGAGGAAAACAGAAGAAUGAUGACGUCAGCUCGUCCUCUCAGCCAGGGAUCAUAGCAGGAGUGACUGUUUUCGGGGCACUUGUGUUGUUACUAGUUGCUAUACUUUUUAUCUGUCGAUGUCGCAGAUCAAGAAAGAACACUCAUACAAGUACCUCUGAUCAAACCAACCAGGAAUCAUGUACAGUGUCAAGGAAUGCGAAGACGAACUCAGAGUUGGAGUUGGAGGAAAAUGACGGUUACGAAACCUGAGAGGAGCCAUUAACAUGUAGGCCGAUACAUUCAAUAGGCUGGUUACAAAUGACCUAUAUCUGUUACUUCCUUUCCUUCCUUUUUUGGCUGGAAAACCAUACAGCGUAUCAUAAUAUCAAGAACUACGCUUAUACUUGUUGUAAGGCACCGUUAAGUCCUCCCUUCUGAACUGCAUUUACCCAAUAUCAUACUUUGGGCGUGGCUCAGUCUCUCUUGAGGUCGCUGUUCGUGCGUAACUCUAAUAGCCGCUAUUAUAAAGGAGACUACGACUAACGACAUGAAACGAGGGUAAGGGGGGGGGGGAUCAAGCAUCAACAUCAAUAAGGCUCCCUGCAGGUCAGUGAGAAUUGGAGUGAACUAUCACUCUGUAAAAUGGUCUUUUAAUUAGUCACUCGGUGGUUUUUACAGAGUUAUUAUGUACCUCUAAUAUGCUUACUGUUACAAAUAGUGAUAUUAAUUUAUGCUGUGAUAUCCUUUCAGCAAUUUAUGCUUCUAGAUACAAUGUUCCUCAGCAGCAGGUUUUACAAAGACCAUCACGCAACCUAAAGACCGGCUCAUUAGAGGGAAACUCUCAUUUAGACAGUACAUACGCUGCGCUAAAUA
Molecule: messenger RNA, 1959 nt
Organism: Orbicella faveolata
Lineage: Eukaryota; Metazoa; Cnidaria; Anthozoa; Scleractinia; Merulinidae
Source: RefSeq, a predicted model, not a curated record